ACCGUGGGAGCCGCAUUUCCGGUGCCGCUCCAUCUCCUCCUCUCGUUUGUUCCUGGGUCUCGGCCGUGGCCAGCCUCCGGUUGAAAGUCACUUUGAGGAAGUGCCGUUAACGGUCGUUGCCGUUCCAGGGAGGGGGAGAGAGAGAGAGAGAGGGAAGAUAAGAGAAUCAUGUCUGAAGUUGAAGCAAUGAGAAAAAAGCUGGCGGAGUACACAACAGCUCCAUUCGAUGCGAGGUUCCCCAAUCAAAGCCAGGCUAAGAACUGCUAUCAGAACUAUCUUGAUUUCCAUCGCUGUGAGAAAUCCUUGACUGCCAGGGGAAAAGAUACUUAUGUCUGCCAGUGGUAUAAAAGGGUCUACCAAUCCUUAUGUCCUACAUCCUGGGUUGAUCAAUGGGAUGAACAGAGGGAAAACAACUGCUUUCCAGGUAAUAUCUGAUUGCCGUGUGACUGCAAAUUCCGUCCUCCCAUGUGGUGACUGAAGGAUCGUCUGAAGUAUCUGUUUUUUUCACUGGUUGUCCACUUGAGCACCGGACAUCCUUUAACAGUACAGAGUCUUGAAUGUUUCAAGUUCUAAUUAAAGGCAUAAAAUCCA
Messenger RNA from Pogona vitticeps (central bearded dragon), 591 nucleotides. It is a transcript of the gene COX6B1, whose product is annotated as cytochrome c oxidase subunit 6B1. The record is from RefSeq and is a predicted model, not a curated record. NCBI's taxonomy places the organism in Eukaryota, Metazoa, Chordata, Lepidosauria, Squamata, Agamidae. Gene Ontology annotation, cellular component: respiratory chain complex IV; mitochondrion.